This is a messenger RNA of Aegilops tauschii subsp. strangulata, 2238 nucleotides long. RefSeq names its product subtilisin-like protease 4. Gene Ontology annotation, biological process: proteolysis. The record is from RefSeq and is a predicted model, not a curated record. Gene Ontology annotation, molecular function: serine-type endopeptidase activity. Lineage: Eukaryota; Viridiplantae; Streptophyta; Magnoliopsida; Poales; Poaceae.
AUGGGAAUCUUCAAGCUCUCCUUACUUUUCUCCAUUCUUACCUUCCUCCUCCUCGCUAUUAUCACCGCCGGGGACGAGCUCGGCACGUACGUCAUCCACGUGAAGCCCCAGGAGAACCGCCUGUUCGGCACGACGGACGACUACCGGAAGGCGUGGCAUCAGUCCUUCCUACCCGAGCAUGGCCGGCUGCUCCACUCCUACCACCACGUAGCAAGCGGCUUCGCGGCGCGGCUGACGCGGCGGGAGCUCGAAGCCAUCUCCGCCAUGCCCGGGUUCAUCGCCGCGGUGCAGGACGUGAUCUACCACGUGCAGACGACGCACACGCCGCAGUUCCUGGGACUGGACACGGCGCUGGGCGCAAGGAACUUGUCCGUUGGCUCCGGCGAUGGCGUCAUCAUCGGAGUGCUCGACACCGGUAUCUUCCCCGAUCACCCCUCCUUCAGCGGCUUCGGCAUGAUGCCGCCGCCGGCCAAGUGGAAGGGGAGGUGCGACUUCAACGGCUCUGCGUGCAACGGGCACAAGCUGAUCGGUGCUCGGACCUUCAUCAGCAGCAUCAACGGCAGUGCUGCCGCCCCCGUGUCGCCGAUCGACGGGCAUGGGCACGGCACGCACACGUCCAGCACCGCCGCAGGAUCGGCCGUGCCGGGUGCUCAGGUGCUCGGGCAGGGCAACGGCACUGCGUCCGGCAUCGCGCCCCGCGCGCACGUCGCCAUGUACAAGGUUUGCGACGCGAGCGGCGCCUGCGCCGGUGUAGAUGUGCUCGCCGGCAUCGACGCCGCCGUGUCCGACGGCUGCGACGUUAUAUCCAUGUCUCUCGGCUUUCCGCAGCGGCCUUUCUACAAUGAUAGCGUCGCCGUCGGCACGUUCGCCGCAGCAGAGAAGGGGAUCUUCGUCAGCAUGGCGGCUGGCAACGUCGGCCCGAGAAACUCCACGAUAUUAAAUGAGGCGCCAUGGAUGCUCACCGUCGCGGCGAGCACCAUGGACCGUUUGAUCAUCGCCAAGGUUAUCCUUGGAGAAAACCUCUCCUUCGACGGCGAGUCGCUCUACCAGCCCGGUAACUCGGUGGCUGCCCCGUUGUUCUACCCCGGUGGGAACUCAACGCCCUCCGCCCAGUUCUGCGGCAACGGCUCGCUGGACGGCUUUGACGUCAAGAACAAGAUAGUGCUGUGCGACAGCGGCAACGUCCUGCCGGUGGAGAAGGGAGCCGAGGUGCUGAGAGCCGGAGGCGCAGGCAUGAUUCUGGCCAACGAGUUUUCCCAGGGCUACAUCACGUCCCCGGUCGCGCACGUCCUGCCGGCCUCGCGAGUCAGCUAUGCUGCUGGAGUGGAGAUCAAGAACUACAUCAAGUCCACGCCGAACGCGAUGGCCAAUAUCUCCUUCAUAGGCACGGUCCUCGGCACGUCGCCGGCCCCGGUCAUCACCUACUUCUCCUCCCGUGGCCCCAGCGUCCACAGCCCCGGCAUUCUUAAGCCUGACAUCACGGGCCCCGGCGUGAACGUGAUCGCGGCGUGGCCGUUCCAUGUCGGCCCGCCGUCGAUUGACCUCAGGCCGACCUUCAACAUUCUCUCCGGCACGUCCAUGUCGACGCCGCACCUUGCUGGUGUCGCCGCGCUGAUCAAGAGCAAGCACCCCGACUGGUCGCCGGCCGCGAUCAAGUCCGCCAUCAUGACCACCGCCGACGUCAACGACCGCUCCGGCACGCCGAUACUCGACGAGCAGCACAAGGCCGCCGACCUCUUCGCUGUCGGGGCCGGCCAUGUCAAUCCGGAGAAGGCCGUGGACCCCGGCCUGGUCUUCGAUGCUGCCGCCGAAGACUACAUCGGCUACUUGUGCGGCAUGUAUACGAACCAGCAAGUCUCGGUGAUCGCGCACCGGGCGGUGGACUGCUCGGCCGUCAAGGUGAUCCGAGAGUACCAGCUAAACUACCCAUCGAUCUCGCUGAGGUUCCCACAGACAUGGAGCCCGACGUUUGUUAUUGAGGUAGACCGCACUGUGAAGAACGUCGGAGAGGUGCCGGCCACGUAUCACCAUCAGGUCGACAUGCCGGCAGACAGCCCUGUGAGCGUCGGCGUUUUCCCGAGCUCCCUAUUGUUCACCGAGGCGGACCAAGUGCAGAAGUUACAAAUAUUCGUGUGGGCGACGAACAGCAGCGCCACGGCGGUGCAGGGCGCCCUACGGUGGGUGUCAGAGAAGCACACCGUGAGGAUCCCCAUCUCGGUCACCUUUGCCGCAGAAUAG